UCGAACGCUCCCCUCGCGUCCGACGCCAUUUUGAACGCUGUCAGUGAACGGUAUCAAGUCGCAAAGAUGGAUUCUUAGAUUACUUGAAAUGAUAUUACGAUUCAAGUUAUGCUUUUUUAGUCGCAGUAUAUUGUAAAUUCGUGUUAUAGUUGUGAAGUGACCGCCAUCAUGACUGACAUCGCUGUACAGGCCAUGGAGGCCCUACAUAAUUGUCGCUGCUGUCUGCGACGCCCUCCGGACAAGGGUCUCAAGACGAUGUACGAGUCUGUUGGGAAAACUGAAGUCUAUUGGGAAAUGCUCAAACAGUGCUUCGACAUACGUCUAAACCUGGGCAACGACGAGUGCGGCAUCUGCGAGGUGUGCGUGAACCGCCUGCGGGACGCCAACGACUUCAAGAAUCAGGUGCAGCAGAGCCAGAUUGACCUCAAGUCGCUGCUGGAGCGAGCGCUGGCUGAGAAAGAUAAAAAGCCAGCCAUCGUUAAGGUGGAGAUUGUCGAAGAAGAUCCCAUCAGCGCCGAGCCUCUGAUACGUCAAGACCCGAAAAAGGAAUUCAAGGCUGAGAGCGAUGGCGAUUUGGUGUCAAGGCUUUUAUUCACCGCACCGACACCCGCCGCGGCGGACCUCGUGUCCGAGUCGGAAGCCGAAGACGAGCCAAACAAGUGUCAAGAAUGUGACAAAACCUUCGACAACGAAGAGAGCCUCAAGAGACACAAGUUCGCUGUCCAUGCUAAAGACGAAAUUCCUGUUCCUACUGAAAUUAUUCAUACAUGCAAAUUCUGUUGCCAGUGGUUCACGGAGAAAAGUAAGCUGCUUAGACACAUGGAGGUUCAUAAAGUGUCACCUAACGAGACUAUUGAUGGUCCUUAUUCUUGCGACAUAUGUGACAAGCAUUUUGCAGAGGAAGCUCACUUGAAGGAGCACGAGCAAGACCACACAGUCUAUAGAACACACAGACUGCCGUCUACAGAAUCCAACGGAGAUGACCAUGAUUUUCAUGACGAUAGCUACGAUCGCGACAAUAGUCCACUUUCGCAUCUGGUCGCAAGAAGAGAGAAAAAGGGAAUAAAGAAAAAGGAUAAAGGAUCUUCUUGCAAAUUGUGCAAGGAACAUGAGCCGAAAAAGAGUUACCCAUGUGACUUGUGCGACAAAAGUUUCAGAAGUAGUAACGGUUUGAAAUCGCAUAUGAUGGGUCACACGGGUGAAAGACCUCACGUGUGUCAAGUAUGCCAGAAGGCAUUUAAACAUAAAAGUCACUUAAAGUUUCAUCUUCAAAUUCAUAAUGAGAAUAGGCAAUACCCAUACUCUUGUGAAGUAUGCGGAAAGAGAUUUACAUAUAAAUCUGCGUUGACUGGCCACUUGCGGUCACACACGGGAGAAAAACCUUAUUCCUGUGAUCUUUGUAAAAAGAAAUUUGCACUUAAGAGCACUUUAAAUGCCCAUUUACGCUACCACAGAGGAGAGAAACCUUUCUCCUGUAAUAUUUGUAAAAAAUCUUUCGCGUUUAGGUACACUUUACAAGCUCAUGAGCGUUUUCAUGCGGGGAUAAAAGAACAUCAGUGUCAUAUAUGCCAGAAGCAAUUUACUUUAAAACGUACUUUAGACAAACAUUUACUCUCUCAUACUGAAAUGGGCAUGCCAGGUCACGGCAGGCCGGAAGAAAGUUUCUGUUGCGAAAUAUGUGGACGGCGAUUCCGGCAAAAAAGCUAUUUGGCGCGGCACUUAAAGGGUCACAUGGGAGUGAAACCGCAUGCUUGUGAUGUAUGUAACAAACGAUUCACCGAGAAAAGUAGCUUAAAGGCUCACAAGAAGAUACACACUGGUGAUAAACCUUACUGUUGCGAAAUAUGUCGAAAGCGUUUCGGGCUGAAAGCUACAUUGAAGAACCACAUGGUCGUACACACUGGACAAAAACCACACGCGUGCAGAAUAUGCCAUAAACAGUUUUCGUAUAAAUGUGCUUUGACCGUUCAUUUAAAAUCAGUUCACUUCAGAGAAAGACCUCACACUUGCCACAUUUGCAAGCGAACAUUUGCGUUGAUAUCUACAUUGAAAAUACAUAUAUUGAGUCACACGGGAGUAAAACCUUUCUCGUGUCACAUAUGUGGCAAAUCAUUUGCUGUGAAAUAUGCUUUAAAGAAACAUCUAGCAACGCAUAGUGGAGGAACUAGCUCGAACAACCGCGCGAAUGCUGUAAAUCGGGCGACUUCACACUAUCGCCCGUUUCUGACACACCCUAUGAAUUAGGAAUAAUCGAAGGUAGUAUUUUUUGUGUAACAACAAGUCGCACGAUGUGUACUAUCCCUUUAGGUAAGUUAGAGAUAGAAAAAUCGUUCCUUAUCAUGAACAGUUGUACAACUAAAAAUGAAAUGCUAUUGCAUUUAAUAUUCUAUCUUUUACUGGUAAGAUUUAAAGUCGAAUGGCAUUUCAUUUUGUUUUGUGUCACUAUUCAUGAUAAGCGUCGAAAUGUCUAGUUGAAGAUACAAAUCAUGGCAAUUGUAUAGUUUCCAAUCUUUAUCUUCCUGAGGCCCAUGGUUCUACCUAUUAGUACAGUUUAAGUGCGAUGAAAUUCAAAUUGUUUUCAUUUGAAACUAUUUACAUUUGUUUUGUUUCGUUUAGUUUCAAACAAAACAAAAUAUAUUCUUAUUUCCUAAUGUAAAAAUAUCACUGGCAAAUUUUGGUAAUUUUUAUUGUAUGGCUGGGCCUCAAAAGGUAAAACCGGGUCUCGUUUUUAGAAAUAAGUAGAAGUUAGACCAAUGUUGGUAAUCAGAGAUUGCUUUAGUUUAUAAGAUGUAUAAUGUAUUCUCGCAGUAGGAUAUUCUCUCUUUAAAUGUAUUAUAUUUAAAGCAGUCGCUUUAGUCGUAUUUAAACCCCCAACGCUAAAUGCUGAUUUAAGUUUGACUUGUGUAUUUGUAUGUGUCUAUGAAUGAAAGAUUUUUUAUUGUACGUUUAGUUACACCUCCAGAGAUAAAGUACCUCCUGCGUAGAAGUUUGUAUGGAGAAGGGGUACUUAUUAUCUGCGGCUGAGCGUACAACUGAACUUAACGUAGAACACUAGUAUGAAUUAUGUCCAAUGAAAUGUAAAUAUUUAUUAUAGUAUUGUUUGAACAGAAAUGGUACGUUGACGAAUGUCUAUUUAAUACAAUUUUGUGAUUUUUGGCGUUUUUAUGUUCUAAAUUGUAUGAAGACACCUGUCACCGUACCCAUGAUGUUUGAAAAAUACUAUAAGCGGCCCAGAGUUAUUGCUUUCAAAUUUAAAAGGAAACAAAUUAAUUUCUAUUUUCUAAUGCAAUGGGUUGCUAGAAGUCAAAAUUAAACAACUGGUAGAGCUACUGAGUCGUCAUUUUGGAUAUUUGAGUCUACGCAGAAACGAAGUGACUUGAAUAAGUGGUAAUUUAAGCUAAGAAAUAUCAAAUAAAUCAGCUUUUUUUUUACUUUAACACUUAUUUGUUAGAGAAAGUUAUUCGUUUUUACUUUACAUCUGUAUUUGUUUAUGAUUUACACAUUUCUCCAGUCUCCUUUUAAUAUGUUUUUUAAAAUAUUUUUUUGCUCUAUACGGCAUGACUGAGGUUUAAAUCCAUGAUUUUAGUACCCCACACAUUCUAAUCAUGGGGGGUUUUUAGAUGUUUUCAUUUACAAUUGUUAUAAGUAAUUAUGUGAGUAAACUAACGUAAUUGAUUACUGCAUUGUAGUAUUAGUAUAUUAAUGUAUAUGUCCUAAUGUUUCACAGCCUUAUUCCAAUAUUAGAUACUCGAUUGGUCACCUACACUGCUAGGAAUAGGGUAUUUGACUUGACUGUAUUUAAAAUAAAUUAUUUUACACCAUGCAUGAAAUAAAGCAUCAGAAGAUUAAUAGAGAAACGUUGACAGCAGUUAUUUUUAUACCGAUUUCUAUUUUAAAACCCGUAUAAAACUAUAAAGAGUAGGUAAUUUGAUUGUGACGUCACAUGCUAGUGUUUCAUAUAAAUUCCAUAGUAGGAAAAUCGUUUCGACAGUUCAAAAAAGAAACUGAUUUGACUAGUAAAGUAAAGUCAAAUAUCCUAUUAAGAUUGAAGAUGGCAAAUAUCUGGGCGGUGUCAUUGGGACAUGGACGUUACUCUUUAACAAUAAAAGUUAUUCUUAUUUCAAUGAA
Messenger RNA from Cydia fagiglandana, 4128 nucleotides. Its product is annotated as gastrula zinc finger protein XlCGF26.1-like. The transcript is spliced from 5 exons. Lineage: Eukaryota; Metazoa; Arthropoda; Insecta; Lepidoptera; Tortricidae. Gene Ontology annotation, cellular component: nucleus; chromosome. Gene Ontology annotation, molecular function: RNA polymerase II cis-regulatory region sequence-specific DNA binding; zinc ion binding; DNA-binding transcription factor activity, RNA polymerase II-specific. Gene Ontology annotation, biological process: regulation of transcription by RNA polymerase II. The record is from RefSeq and is a predicted model, not a curated record. The coding region runs from base 169 to 2244 and encodes 691 amino acids.